This is a messenger RNA of Corticium candelabrum, 2313 nucleotides long. RefSeq lists its product as uncharacterized. Lineage: Eukaryota; Metazoa; Porifera; Homoscleromorpha; Homosclerophorida; Plakinidae. The record is from RefSeq and is a predicted model, not a curated record. The coding region runs from base 1125 to 2033 and encodes 302 amino acids. The transcript has a single exon.
ACCCUGCUGGGCUCACCUGCCGGGUUGGUGGGUGCCCAGAUAGGGAUAAAGACCCCAAUUGCCCAUUAUGGAGGGGCAUAACGACAUAAAGUCACCGCCGUGGCUUAGUGGUUAGCGACAAUGGCUACCAAUCUAUGGUUUGGGAGUUCAAACCCCAGUGACAACAGUAAAUUACGAAACUUGUCUGUCUUUCUUUCUCAUGUUUCUCUAGCUUUAUCCAUGAGACUAUGACUCGUUUCAGUCGUUGGGGAGUUUGUGGUCUGGCAAACGGUCUGUUGACGAUGACGUUCAGUGCUUUCUUGGUAGUCAUUGACAUCCACUAGGUGUGCUGUCCCGAUGUUUGUGGUCACCGUAUUGCCUGCAAUCUAUAUCGAAUUGGCUAGUCAUUGAUUGCCGUGUGGACUACACAGAAACAUGUACCCUGCUGGGCUCAUCUGCCAGGUUGGUGGGUGCCCAGAUGAGGAUAAAGAACCCAAUUCCCCAUCAUGGAGAGACAUAGCGACACAUAUAAUAAUAAGACCAGGAAUAGUUCUGGGCGUAGGGCGACUGGUUGAACCAUAUCUUGUGCAGCGCCUGAUUUGAAUUCGGCUUCAAAUCCCACUGACGAGACUACUGUGAUGCCCACUGUUCUUAGCAAAUAUUGUGUUUCGGCUAACAGGAGUGGCAAUGCAACAAGACGACGGAAACAGACGCGAAAAAUUAAUAGGAAGAUGAUGUUUUGUUAUUACCACGUGCUGUUGUCAUGCAAGUUCUCUGCUUUCAAAAAAAACCAUGCAUCAGCUGUGGUGAGAGCGAAAUCCUUCUCUGACUGACGUCUCUGAGCAGAAUUUGGCAGACCAGAAGCGAUAUCUCCUAACUUCUGGAAGUCUGACUGAAUCAGAGUUGGAGGAGAUUAAACGUGAGGCUGCACAGGAUGGAAAGCCGGUCUCAGGUUUGUUAUCUGUAACGACUGAUGUUUUGUCCUGGUGUGCAGAUGUCGGCGUUGGAUGUGGUUUCUGCUCUAUCAGCUGAUAGUUCAGUUGUCACGCCAUUGCUUGACGAUGUGUCACCUUGCAUGGCUUCAGUCAGGAUGGCGCCUGCUGCAUGUAGUGGGAAACCUCUCGUGUCAAUGAUGCCAGAGGGUCAUGAGUCUGCUAAUCACUUGGAAGAUGACUCCCUUGUUCAAUCAGUCACUGUUCUCCAAGGACUGCUCAUCUGCAAAAGAUAGUGGUGAUAUCCUAUCCGUAGAUGACACUUUGGAUUCAGUUCAGUGCAGUGCUAUCAAGGAAUCACCAUCCCCUUGUGACUCUGUGAGCUCUGAUCUGAUGACUACACAUCCUAGUAUAGCUUCUCAGCUAGAAAAGAUGAAAACUACUACAUCUCAACUCAGUCCAGACUGCUGUCAAACGGAGGAUGGUCUUUCGCUUGAUAGUGAUGCUGCUGUAGACCCUGUACUUUGUCGAGAGUUUCUUGAGGAGUUGCAGAAAGUCAGGCAAAUUCCUAUCUGUGAGAGACAACGCCUUCCACGAAUCUUUGUGAACAGUGGAACCCUGAAACUUAUUGGUGAUCUUAACACGAUCAUCAAUUCGUUGAAGGAUGAACCAGAUAUGAGUGAAAUCAGUUACCCGGUAUACUCUGCUGCUUCACUAGUGUCCAAAAGGCAGGGCUCAAAGACGACAAAAUCAACCAAUUCUCAAACACCGACAUGGAGACGAAGGCUGGAUAUGGAGAUUUUCACACUUCGACAAGCGAUCUCACUGUUGCUGGAGGUUAAAAAGGGUUCAUCGUGCAUUCGUAUGUUAUAUGAACUCCGACUUCUCAGACAUCGGUUGGGCAUUUCCUGUUCGGAAAGUUGUGAGGUCACCAUCAAUCACUUCAAAAUGGAACUUAAGUCCAAGGUCGAGCAAACCAGGAGGCUGGAGAAGAAUCGUAAGAGACUUCGCCAGAACAGUUUGUUUCAACGAGAUGCUGGAUGGUUUUACAGAGAGUUAGGUAGCAGACUAUCCAGGUCACUUCCCUGCCAUCCGAGUCUGAGAUCGAGCAGUAUUGGGUAGUACCCUAGAAACUGAGGUACAUCACAAUGAGUCUGCCUUCUGGCUAAGACGUCAAACUGAUGGCAAGAUGCACCCGAGAGAUGAGCAAAAGUGGUUACCUAUCUCACACAAUGAGGUCACAACUGGAAGUCUCCUGGUCCAGAUAAAGUUUAUGGUUUAUGGGUCAAGCGUAUCACGUGUCUUCACACUGAUCUGACUCCAACUACAACCUGCUGGUUCAGAAUCCAGACUCUGCACCUGACUGGUUGUCUCCAAGAACAACCACUUGGAUUCCUAAGAA